Molecule: messenger RNA, 2452 nt
Organism: Dicentrarchus labrax (European seabass)
Lineage: Eukaryota; Metazoa; Chordata; Actinopteri; Moronidae
Gene: cdk9
Product: cyclin-dependent kinase 9 (CDC2-related kinase)
Exons: 8
Coding region: 74-1255 (393 amino acids)
Biological process (GO): protein phosphorylation
Cellular component (GO): nucleus
Molecular function (GO): cyclin-dependent protein serine/threonine kinase activity; ATP binding
Source: RefSeq, a predicted model, not a curated record
CAUACGUAUAUAGCGUCGCGGUCGGUCACGGCGAGGUCGCAGUUGCAGUUGCGCAGACUCGGAACGGGACAGGAUGCAGCGAGACAAAACAAGCAACGCCGCUGCGGCUGAAAAGCCCGACCGAGAGGCCGCCAUAAUGUCGAAAUACUACGAUGGAGUUGAAUUCCCUUUCUGUGACGAGUUCUCCAAAUAUGAAAAAAUGGCCAAAAUAGGACAAGGCACCUUUGGGGAGGUGUUCAAAGCAAAGCACAGGCAGACCGGGAAGAAGGUCGCACUGAAGAAAGUACUGAUGGAAAAUGAGAAAGAAGGGUUUCCCAUCACAGCUCUGAGAGAGAUCAAGAUCCUGCAGCUGCUCAAACAUGAGAAUGUGGUCAACCUGAUCGAGAUCUGCAGAACCAAAGCCACUCAGUUCAACAGAUACAAAGGCAGCAUCUACCUGGUAUUUGACUUCUGUGAGCACGACCUGGCUGGGCUGCUGAGCAACGCCAAUGUGAAGUUCACCCUGGCGGAGAUCAAGAAGGUCAUGCAGAUGCUGCUCAAUGGAUUGUACUACAUCCACAGAAACAAGAUUCUUCACAGAGACAUGAAAGCAGCCAACGUGCUCAUCACCAGAGAUGGUGUCCUGAAGCUGGCUGACUUUGGUCUGGCUCGAGCCUUCAGCCUGGCUAAGAACAGCCAGGGGAACCGCUACACCAACCGCGUGGUCACACUGUGGUACAGACCCCCGGAGCUGCUGCUGGGUGAGCGAGACUACGGCCCCCCCAUUGACCUGUGGGGAGGGGGCUGCAUCAUGGCAGAGAUGUGGACCAGAAGUCCCAUAAUGCAAGGCAACACUGAGCAGCACCAGCUCACUCUCAUCAGCCAGCUGUGUGGCUCCAUCACUGCUGAGGUGUGGCCUGGUGUGGAUAAGAAGUACGAGCUCUACCAGAAAAUGGAGCUGCCCAAAGGCCAAAAGAGGAAGGUGAAGGAUCGUCUCAAAGCCUACGUCAAGGACCCGUACGCCCUGGAUCUGAUCGACAAACUCCUGGUCCUAGACCCGGCACAGCGCAUAGACAGCGACGACGCACUCAACCACGACUUCUUCUGGUCCGACCCCAUGCCGUCUGAUCUGAAGAACAUGCUCUCCACCCACAAUACCUCCAUGUUUGAAUAUCUGGCCCCGCCCAGGCGGAGGGGGCACAUGCCGCAGCAGCAGCCCAAUCAGAACAGAAACCCAGCCACCACCAGCCAGACUGAGUUCGAUCGAGUGUUUUAGUGGUUGAAGGAGUUCAUGGACAGUCAGUCCCAGCCAGCCUUAUAUCAAGGAACGCUACACAUUUUUGGCUGAGUUUUACGGACAUUACCUGGAGGUCUCUGCAGGUUUUUUUUUUUUUUUUUUUGUAUGAUCGUUGUUCUGUGUGAAGCAGAAUGAGCCCUUUGCAAGCCAAGUUAUUAUGUUUCAACUGUUUUCUUGAUGAUGAUGAAGAGACCGAUGCUCAACUAUGUGCACAUGGUGUGUUCAUGUGGUCCUUUGAGUAAACAAACUGUUAGUUUUAUUUCAAGUUUGUUAGUCUGGCAUUGUAGUUUUUUGGCAUUUCCACACUUGUUUGCUAUUUCUGUACAAAACAAUGAUCAGUCUUUUUACAGGCUGUGCAGUAUUUUGAGGUUUUUAUUUAUAAUAAAGUGAAACUUUUAUUUAAACCAUGUUACAGGGACACCACCUGUAGUGGCUUCCAUUCCUGGUUUCAUUGAGCCACUGUUUUUAGCAGGGUUAAUGACACAUUAUCCAAAUAAUCAGAUUAUAAUUUAGAUAUUCAACUGACCUUGAAAAAUAACUUAAUAUUUCAGAGAGAAGUUUUGCUUCCCUGUCUUCCCCCAGGUGUAGUUAAGCAAUUAAAGCUGCAGUAGGUCAUUUUUAUAAAAAUAACUUCAUAUUUGCUGAAACAUUCACUAUAUCCUGACAGUAGAUAAUCAGAGAAAUAAAUCAGGCUCCUCCUAGUGCUCCUAAUGGUAUUCUUACAAAAAUUCACCGGGCCCAAAUGAAAACAACCAAUCAGAGCCAUGAAAGAUAGUUGAGUCUCAUUUCCAGGGUCCCAAAGCGUCUGUAUUUGACUUGACUGUAGCAAGGCAUAAGCACACAUUCAGCAUUCAUAUCAUUUUACUUUAACACUUCACUCCCUUUUUAACCAUAGCUCAUAGUUCACUAUGGCUUCAACAUACUGACUUCUAGCAAAACUAUUAUUUAGUUAUACUUCAAUUCAGUUCUACAUCAAUAAACACAAUUUUUUUUACAUCCAUGUUAUCCUUUGAAUGUAGGACUAUAAGUUUGGGGCUCUGAAGUGUAUGGGGACGUGAGCUCAAGACUCCAGGGGAAACGUGUGUGUGUGUAUGUGACACAACUCCACUGUGUUCAACAAUUUCUCAACAUGUGUCUAAAAGUGACAUCCAAAAUAAAGUGAUUAUUUUUCCUAAA